AUGGCCAUCGGUGAAGGUGAGGUUGCGCAAAGUGUCUGGGGGAUCGUCAUGCUGGCCAUUGCUGAACCGCAGAGCAAAAAAGAGCAGCAAAGCCUAGUAAUGAGUAACCCGAGAGACACGACUGGAUUCUGGCCCAGAGUUCGCAGCUGUGACGGGAUCGGCCUCGCACUGCAUUCUCACCAUAUCAAACAAACCCAGCCAGCAGGGGGCGUCUGGGAACCGGGAUGCCGUCAACCGCCGCGCCAGGGCCAGCAGGUGAUCACGCUGCGCUUUGCCAUCUGA
Molecule: messenger RNA, 282 nt
Organism: Colletotrichum tamarilloi
Lineage: Eukaryota; Fungi; Ascomycota; Sordariomycetes; Glomerellales; Glomerellaceae
Exons: 2
Coding region: 1-282 (93 amino acids)
Source: RefSeq, a predicted model, not a curated record